AUGGCCGACACACCAAAGUAUCAUCCUGCUUUGACCAUCACAAAUGUAAAGUCCCUCAUUCCCAUUACAUUAGAUGUGGAGCACGGCAUGUAUCACUCUUGGGCGGCCUUAUUCAAGGUACUUGUUAGAGUUCAUGAUCUGCACCACCACAUCAUCCCUCCUACGGAUGAAACGGAGGUUGCCGCGUAUGCCGCCUCGAAAGCCGCUGACCCAGCCUUAUGGAAGCGUCUCGAUGCGGCAGUCCUUCAAUGGAUAUACGGGACUAUAUCCAUGGAUCUUCUUCAAGCUAUUCUACUAAAAAAUGACACUGCCCAUGGUGCGUGGGCUCGUCUCGAAUCCAUGUUUCAGGAUAACAAGGUUUCCCGCGCUACUCAUCUUGAAGAUGAACUUGCUGCUCUUGAUUUUGAGAACUUUUCCUCCCUUGAUCACUAUUGUAAUCACAUCAAGUCGUUAGCCGAUCGACUUGCCGAUGUUGAUGCCCCUCUCUCAAACUCACGGUUAGUUCUCAAGCUUACCGUUGGCUUACCUGAAGCCUACGCCGGGACGGUGGAUUUUAUACAAAAUCAGGAACCCUUGCCUUCCUUUGAGAGUUGUCGCUCUCGACUUAAACUCGCUGAACGUACCAUUAAAAAUCGUUUGGCAAAGGAAGGAGGUUUGGGCACCCGUUCUAACACCACCCUCAUCACCAGCUCCGGCGGCCACAGUCCGGACCGCACCACUGCUCCCGUAUCAUCUUCAGGCCAGCCUUCCAAAAAUGGUAAGUCCAAAAAGUCUAACUCUAAGCCUCCUGGAAAAGGGCGCCAUAAUGCUGGGCAGGGAGUUCAAAAUCCACCUGGGCCCAAUUCUCUAAAUUGGCACCAGCAACAUUGGGCCUCUUGGGCUCCGUGGCUUCAUCAGUGGCCCACGCCACCCCCAUGUCCCUAUCCUGCUGCUUCUUGGGCUCCACGGCCUGCUGUGCAGCAUGCUAGCUCUAGGCCUACUGGACCGGGUCUCUUAGGUCCUCGUCCGCAAGCUUAUAAUGCCGUGGCUCCAUCUUACAACUAUACUCCCACUGACAUUGAAGCCGCGAUGAAUGCUCUCACUGUUUCUCAACCAGACGGAAAUUAUUACAUGGACACUGGUGCUACAUCUCAUAUGACUGCGGACCCAGACGGGGGCCAGACUAAUGAGAUGUGA
Beta vulgaris subsp. vulgaris (sugar beet) is the source of this 1176-nucleotide messenger RNA. RefSeq lists its product as uncharacterized. The record is from RefSeq and is a predicted model, not a curated record. The transcript is spliced from 2 exons. NCBI's taxonomy places the organism in Eukaryota, Viridiplantae, Streptophyta, Magnoliopsida, Caryophyllales, Amaranthaceae. Bases 1 to 1176 code for a protein of 391 amino acids.